Molecule: messenger RNA, 14165 nt
Organism: Pomacea canaliculata
Lineage: Eukaryota; Metazoa; Mollusca; Gastropoda; Architaenioglossa; Ampullariidae
Product: dynein heavy chain 6, axonemal-like
Biological process (GO): microtubule-based movement
Cellular component (GO): dynein complex
Molecular function (GO): dynein light intermediate chain binding; ATP hydrolysis activity; dynein intermediate chain binding
Source: RefSeq, a predicted model, not a curated record
AGAUGUAAAGCGACCAUGAUGGCGGUCGAAACUUUCGUGCAACGCUAAUUGUGGAAUACAUAUUUAAUGAAAUAUCUCUUAAUAUCUCCUCCACACACAAACACUGGCCUCAAGGAUUCGACAAUCGCCAGAUUUAAACUGGCAAGUUUCCUUCCAUAAAUGGCAUCAGAACAGUAUUCCACAAUGAGUGGAAUUGAAAUAAGUGGUCAUACAAUAAACGGGAUAAAUGGCCACCAAGUAAAUGGUUUAAAUGAUCCCCAGACCCAGGAUGUGGAAAUGGUGGUGUUAGAUAAAGCAGAAAAGCUGAAGGCUCGUCUCUACUCAUACGCACCUUUAAAAGCAACUGUCAAUCCCUUCGCUUUGAGAUUCAAAGGACCUACUCAAACCCAAAUACGUCAGAUGAAGGCUCCACUUAGACCCAGGAUCGAACCUCUGCCAAGCUUGAAGAGGUACCAGGAAAUCAAUCAGCCAGAUUACAUUUACCGUAAAAACAGAGAAGCCAUUGAAGCUAGUAAAGGUACCAAAAUAUCAAAUGAGCCAGAGGCAAAGCGUCCCAAACGUCGUGUAUCCUUGCAGCCACUGGAAAGAAAGAGCAUCUCGCCUUUACCAGAACUGCCUAAAGACCUCAGAUUAAAACAGAAUAUCAUGACCUUGUCAGCGCCAUCUACAUCAAGAUCUCCUGAGGCAUCAUCAAAAGCUAGAGCUUAUUCAGAGUCUCCCUCAAGGCCAAGUUCCACCAAGUUUAAGUUUGGAAGGACCUAUUCAGGAAUGCAGGACAUGCACCAGAUAAUUAAACUUGUUAAGAAGGCAAGAAGGAACUUCUACUACCUCAGCCCUGCAGUACCCAAGUCUUCAGUUGAUUAUCAUUACUACAACCUGAAGAUUGUUGGGUAUGAACAACUGUACAAGCCGGACUACCUCACCAUCAGUCAGAAAGGAGUGACAAGGAUGCGCAGUGAUGAUGACACAGAGUUUAUUACUCUGGAGCGCUGGGAACAAGAAAUCAAAUAUUUUGAGGAACUGAUCUCGAUCCCAACAUUUAAACUCUUUCGCAAGUGGAAAGCAUUCAGUGUUUGGCGCAAAAAUGUUCGCACUAAGAAGAUCAAGACCUGCAAGAAGGCACUAAAUGAAAACCUUUUCAUUGUCAAUCCUUCCCUGCGACCAGCAUUGCUCAACGUUCGGGAGAUGUGCUACCGUAUCAGUGAGAUGGGCUUGUGUCUGAUAGACAAAGAUCACACAUACACACUUCUUGAAUUCCAAAGUGUUCAGUUCACACAGCUUAGUGAUGUAGCAGGCAGACUUCAGGAUUUUCGUGAACUGGUCAAAGAGGUGGUACGGUCUGCAUGUCGUACAGCAUUGCUUGAAGCUGGAUUCACACCUGACGACUACUUUUAUGAUGGACUUGAUGAUAGUCCAGCAGAGGUUGGACUGCCUGGUACCUCCCCAAGCUACAUGAUGCAGAGCAAUUAUGACAUGGACAUCUAUGGGGAGGCACCAGAUAAAAUGACCUACACCGAGCAGGCAAACAAGCGUGCUCACUGCAAACGUCUCACAUGCUUCAUCAGACUGGCUGAUUACCUUAUUGUCAACACCAUGCAUGUGCUGGCGGUAAAUUCUGUUUCCACCCUUCUCAACUACUUGACAGAGCAGCUCGAGAACACUCCAACAUUGGAAGAGAUCAAGAGCUUUAACCCUAUGCCAGCUGACGAUGAAUCCAUAAAUCUGGAAGAAGCAGAUGAACAACAAAAAGAGGCAGAGGAUUCCCAAGAAAAGAAAGAGGAGGAAGAGGAAGCAGCACAGCUACCUCCCUUGUUCCUUGUAGAGUUUGUCCUUGAACCCAACCAACUGAUGUUUGCUCCAGAUAUUGAUGAGUUCCAGGAUAGUGUAGCAGAAGUUGUCAAACGGUUCCAAGAUGCAGUGCUUGGGGUCCUGAACCUUGUGCCAGACACUUAUUUUGAUGCUUUCACCAGACCUAUCAUCAAUAACAAAUUUGAAGAAAAAACCUGUGGCGAAGGGCCCAGCCUGACUAUAAUGUUUGAAGAUGACAAGCAUCUGCAAGCCCUCAUCUUAAGCAUCAGAGAUGCAGUCACUGCUGCUUUCAAUGCAGUCAGUCAGUACGCAGACACGUUCGAGCCAUAUCGAGAAUUUUACCGAGAGAAUGAGAGUCUGGAUCUGGAGGCUGUGAGGAGGCAAGACCAUGAUGCUCCUAUACUGUUUCAUAGUAGAAGACCUCAGGAUGUUGCAUUUUUUGCACACCAUUUGAAAAAGUACCACAGGGAACAUGCAAUGGCUGAAAAGAUUAAACUGCAGUGCCCCAUCGGCAUGCUGUUGGUUGACAGUGUCCAAAUGAAGGAGUUGCUGCUACCAUCACCACUGCGUUGUCUUGAAGUGAUAGAGGAACUGCUGCCAGUGAAAGCCAGCCAGGAGGUGGCACGGCUUAUUGCAGAGCUGCAAGAUGCUCAGUUCCGACUGGAAGCUGUGGCCACUACAACAGUGGAGUUUGUCCACAGUCUCACUUUCCUGGACGAGGUCCAGAUCAGGAUUGACCCUCUAGAGAGGGAGGCAAUGGUAGUGAAAGAGAUGUAUGAACUGAUUGAUGAGUAUCAGGUGCCAACACCACCUGAGGAUUUUGCAGUGUAUCAGACCCUAAAUCCUGCUAUUACCAAUGUGCGUAAUGCCAUUGACAAGGCUCUGGCAGAACGUGACACAAAUGUGGACAAGUUCUGCACUCAUCUAGACAAGGACAUUGCUGAGUUGACUAAAGAGGUCAAAGAGAUCAAACAAGAUGCUCAGAACCCAAUGAUACUGGACCCUGCAGCUGAUAAGACACGUGUCCAGACAUUGCUGAAGAAAUUACUUACUCAGAUGGACAAUCUGCAACAGAGGGCAUUCACCUACAAGAGUUAUCAGAAGAACUUUAAGGUUGAGGUAACCAAAUAUGAGGCAUUGGAGGAAGCCCAUGCAGAACUCAAACUAAAAGAGCUCCUGUGGAAGUCUAUGGAUGAAUGGGAUGGUCUUAUGAAUGAGUGGACAGAGGCACCAUUUGAAUCUCUGGAUCCAGAAGAACUGAACAUCGUAACAACGAAAUAUGGCAAGUCAGUUAUGCAGCUGGAGAAAGGCCUGCCGCCCAAUGGGGUUGUCCCUCUGCUGAAAGAAAAAGUGGAAAAGAUGAGAGAUAGGAUGCCAGUGAUCACAGAUCUGCGUAACCCAACUCUGAAGCAGCGACACUGGGAUGUCAUAGAGGAUGUUCUCAACUGUCACUUCUCUCCUGAAGAACCUCUCACACUGGGGCGCCUUGUUCAUAUCAAUGCAUUCCGACAUGCAGAGCGCUUGCAGGAAAUCUCAGGACAGGCUUCCUCAGAGGCUAGUCUUGAGGGCAUUUUGAAAAAGGUGGAGGACUCAUGGAAGGCACUAGAGUUUAUUGUUCUGUCCCAUAAAGACUCAAAGGAUGUCUUCAUCUUGGGAGGCACUGAUGAGAUUCAACAGGUGCUUGAUGACAGCAACAUCAAUGUGGCUACCAUUGCCUCGUCACGCCAUGUGGGACCCAUCAAAUCUCGUGUUGAUGAAUGGGUCAAGCAACUUGAUCUGUUUGGCAAGACACUGGAUGAAUGGCUGAACUGCCAGCGAUCCUGGAUGUACCUAGAGAGUAUCUUCUCUGCACCUGACAUUCAGCGUCAACUGCCUGCUGAAGCCAAGAUGUUUAUGCAGGUAGACAAAUCCUACAAGGACAUCAUGCGCAAAGUCAACAAAGUUCCCCUGGCCAUUCGUGCCGCAACACAGCCAGGAUUGUUGGAGACCUUUCAGAACAACAAUGCGCUGCUGGAUCAAAUCAUGAAGUGUCUGGAAGCCUACCUUGAAUCCAAGCGUGUCAUAUUCCCAAGAUUCUACUUCUUGUCCAAUGAUGAGUUGCUAGAGAUUCUGGCACAGACACGCAAUCCACUGGCUGUACAGCCCCACCUACGCAAGUGCUUUGAUGCUAUUUCAAAGCUGGAGUUUGGUGUUGCAUCUGGUGCUGAGGGCAAGGCUACGCCAGACACAGGAGAUGAAAAGCCAUCUGAGGUGCAGUACACAAAUGACAUUUUGGCAAUGAUUUCACCUGAAGGUGAAAAGGUGUCUCUUGGCAAGGGCUUGAAAGCACGUGGCAAUGUGGAAGACUGGUUGGGCAAAGUAGAAGAAGCAAUGUUUAUUAACCUUCGCCGACUUUCCAAGGCAGCUAUUGCUGAUUUCGAACGUCGAACCAGAGAAGAAUGGGUGUUGUGCCAUUGUUCACAGGUUGUGCUUACAGUGUCACAGAUUGUGUGGUGCCGAGAUAUCUCUGAAAUCCUGGAGGGAGAUUUUGACCGAAAAACAGGCAUGAAAGAAUUUGAAACCAAGAACUAUCAGGAUCUAAAUAAACUUGCAGCCAUUGUGAGAGGAGAGCUUCCAAAACUUGCUCGUGCUGUCCUGUGUGCGCUCAUCACCAUUGAUGUCCAUGCACGAGACAUGGUGACUGACAUGGUCAAACAUGAGGUCAGCCGUAUCAAUGACUUUGAAUGGCAGAAACAGCUUCGUUACUACUGGGACACAGACAUUGAUGACUGCCUUGUGCGCAUGUCUAACUCAAUCUACCACUAUGGCUAUGAGUAUUUGGGAGCCUCCCCCCGUCUUGUAAUCACCCCACUGACAGAUCGCUGCUAUUUAUGUCUCAUGGGGGCACUUCAGCUGGAUUUGGGUGGUGCACCUGCUGGUCCAGCUGGCACUGGCAAAACAGAAACAACCAAAGAUCUGGCCAAGUCCCUUGCCAAACAGUGCGUUGUCUUCAACUGUUCUGAUGGCUUGGAUUAUAAGAUGAUGGGCAAGUUCUUCUCAGGACUCGCACAGUCUGGAGCAUGGUGCUGUUUUGAUGAAUUCAAUCGAAUUGACAUUGAGGUUCUCUCUGUCAUUGCACAGCAGCUCAUCACCAUUCGCAAUGCUAAGGCACAAAAGCUUACCCGGUUCAUGUUUGAGGGGCGCGAGAUCAAGCUUGUGUCCACCUGUGCAGCUUUCAUCACUAUGAACCCUGGCUAUGCUGGGCGCACUGAGCUGCCAGACAACUUGAAAGCUCUGUUUCGUCCUAUUGCCAUGAUGGUGCCAGAUUAUGGACUUAUUGCGGAGGUGAUCCUAUAUUCAGAAGGCUUUGAGUCCUCCAAGAAUUUGGCCCAGAAGAUGGUGCAGAUGUACAAACUGUGCUCAGAGCAGCUGUCUCAGCAAGACCACUAUGACUUUGGAAUGCGGGCGGUCAAGUCUGUGCUGGUGAUGGCAGGUUCUCUGAAACGACAAAACCCUGACAAAUCAGAGGAUGUGGUAUUGAUUCGAGCACUUAGAGACAGCAAUCUGCCCAAGUUUCUGAAACAGGAUGCAGUCCUAUUUCAAGCUAUUCUGCAGGAUCUGUUUCCUGGAGUGGAUAUUCCGGAGCAUGACUAUGGUCGCCUGCAAGCAGAGAUCAUUUCUGUGCAAGAGAAAAAUAAACUGCAGGUGGUUAUGACCCAGGUCAAAAAGGUCAUCCAACUAUAUGAGACCAUGAUUGUGCGCCAUGGAGUUAUGCUGGUUGGACCCACUGGAAGUGGUAAAACUACAGUGUAUCAGAUUCUGGCUGAGACGUUGGAGAAUCUUUAUAAAGAAGGGCUGCCUGACCCAUUCUAUCAGCCUGUCCACACAUAUGUGUUGAACCCUAAGUCCAUCACCAUGGACGAGUUGUAUGGUGGAGUGGAUAAGCUGACUAUGGAAUGGCAUGAUGGCCUCAUGGGCAUCACUGUGCGAAAUGCUGUUCAGGAUACAACUGAAGACCAUCAAUGGAUCAUCUGUGAUGGUCCAGUGGAUGCCUUGUGGAUUGAGAACAUGAACACUGUGCUGGAUGACAACAAGAUGCUGUGUCUGGCCAACAGUGAGCGCAUUAAGUUCACACCCUACAUCCACAUGGUGUUUGAGGUUGCAGAUUUGGCAGUAGCCUCCCCUGCAACUGUCAGCAGAUGUGGCAUGGUCUACCUGGAUCCUGAAGAGCUCAAGUGGAUGCCAUACGUCCAAACCUGGAUGAACAAAUGGAAGCACAAAAUGAAAGAAGUCACAGUUGAUUACACCCUUGAACUGUUUUCUCGCUAUGUUGAAGAUGGACUCAAAUUUGUAAACAAAAAAUGCGAACAAGCCAUAAACCAGGUGGAUAUUAGUAAAGUAACAACGCUGUGCAAACUGCUGGAGGCCCUGCUAUUCCCUGUACGUGGAGGUCCAGACUUGGAGGCAGAAGUGUCCAGACUCCACAUCUUGGUAUGCUCAACAUUCAUCUUUUGCUACAUUUGGGCCAUUGGUGGGAACAUUUUGGAGAAGUACUGGGACUCAUUUGACACCUUUGUCAGGAACCAGUUUGAAGAUAACAGUGAUGCAAAGCUGCCAACUGGUGGCGACUUGUGGAGCUAUUACAUGGACAUGGAACUACGGCGCAUGGAUUCCUGGGAAAAGAUUGUACCUUCCUUCAGAUAUGACAAAGAAGUUCCAUUCUUUGACAUGCUGGUACCAACUGUGGACACAGUGCGCUUUGGUUACAUACUGGACAAGUUACUGUCAGUUCAGCGAUCUGUACUGUAUACUGGCGGCACUGGUGUUGGCAAGUCGGUGAUUGCACGGGCUACCUUGAACAACAUUUCAGACCGCCAGAACUAUGUGCCAGUGUUCAUCAACUUCUCAGCUCAGACAAGCAGUAGCCGAACACAAGAGAUGAUUGAGGCCAAGCUCGAGAAACGACGCAAGAAUGUCAUAGGUGCACCUUUGGGCAAAAGGGUGAUUAUCAUGAUUGAUGACCUCAACAUGCCCAAGCUUGACACAUAUGGCUCCCAGCCACCAAUUGAGUUGCUUCGUCAGUACCAAGAUUUUGGCGGACUCUAUGAACGUGAAAAAAUGACCUGGAAAGAAAUUCAGGAUGUGACCCUGUGUGCUGCCUGUGCACCACCUGGUGGUGGACGUAACCCAGUGUCCCCUCGUCUUUUCCGCCAUUUCUCAAUGCUGGCAAUUCCAUCGCCAACUGAACACAGCCUGAAGCACAUGUUUUUAGCCAUCAUAACAGGGUUCUUAAUGGAUUUUCCAACGGCUGUGCGUCAGUGCAAUGAGCCCAUUGUCAUGGCAGCAGUGGAAAUUUACUUCCGUAUGAGCACAGACUUGUUGCCCACUCCAGCCAAAUCACACUAUGUUUUCAAUCUGCGUGACCUGUCCAAAUGCGUCCAGGGCAUGCUGCAAGGUGACCCAGGAGUGAUUCGGGACAACCACCAAAUCUUCAAAUUGUUUGUGCAUGAGGCUCAGCGUGUGUUCCAUGAUCGGCUCAUCAACUCAGAAGACAAGCAGUUCUUUCAUGAGAUUAUGGCUGAGAUGGCUAGCAAGCACUUUGGAGAGACGGUGGAUGCCGAGACUUUUGUGACUCGCCCCAUCAUUUUUGGGGACUUCAUGAAGAUGGGGGCAUCAGAGCAAGACAGGAUGUAUGAGGAGUUGACCGACAUGAACAAAGUCAAGAAUAUCCUGCAAGAUUAUCUGGAUGAUUACAACAUGCAGUCUUCCAAGGAAAUGAAACUAGUCUUUUUCUUGGAUGCCAUUGAGCAUGUGUCACGCAUUGUUCGCAUGAUUCGUCAGGAGCGUGGAAAUGCACUGCUGGUUGGUGUGGGUGGCACUGGCAAGCAGUCUCUCACCAGACUUUCAGCCCACAUCUGUGGCUACAAGUGUUUCCAGAUAGAGCUGAGCCGUGGCUAUGACUACAACUCCUUCCAUAAUGAUCUGAAAAUACUGUACGAUUCAGCAGGUGUUCAGAACCAGCAUACUGUUUUUCUUUUCACAGACACCCAGAUUGUUGUGGAGGAAUUUCUGGAGGACAUUAACAAUAUCCUGAACUCCGGUGAAGUGCCAAAUCUCUUUGAACCUGAUGAAUACGAAAAACUUAUCAUUGGUUGCCGACCUGCUGCUAAGGAAGCUGGUAUUGCUGAAGGCAACCGUGAUGCCAUCUAUGACUUUUGCAUCAACAGAGUGAGGAACAACCUGCACAUUGUUUUGUGCAUGAGUCCAGUGGGAAAUGCUUUCCGCACUCGUUGUCGCAUGUUUCCAUCUCUAGUCAACUGCUGCACAAUUGACUGGUUUGUGGAAUGGCCCCGUGAAGCUCUGCUGGGUGUCUCCAAGUCCUUCUUUGAGAGCAUUGACCUCGGAAGUGAUGAAAUUAAGGAACGGAUUGCGGAGAUGUGCGUUGAAAUUCAUGUCAGCGUUAGUACAAUGGCUGAGCGUUUCUUCGCUGAACUCAAACGACGAUACUAUACCACACCAACAAGUUACCUGGAGUUAAUCAAUUUAUAUCUGUCAAUGCUUCAAGAGAAAACUAAGACGUUGAAACAAGCCCGUGACCGAGUAAAGAAUGGUCUGGUCAAACUGCUGGAGACCAACGUACUUGUGGACAACAUGAAAGUGGAACUGGUAGCUCUGGAGCCAGAGCUCAAGAAAAAGUCUGAGGCCACCCAGAAGCUCAUGGAAGACUUGGUGAUAGAUCAGGAAAAAGCAGAUGCUGUGCGGAAAGUGGUAAUGGAGGAUGAGGCAGUGGCCAAGGUGAAGGCAGAGGAGACUCAGGCCAUUGCUGCUGAUGCUCAGCGUGAUCUGGAUGAGGCCAUGCCAGCGCUGGAAGCUGCCAUCAAGGCCUUGGACUCGCUGGACAAAAAUGACAUUGCUGAAAUUCGUGUUUUCUCUAAGCCUCCAGAGCUUGUGCAGACUGUCAUGGAAGCCGUGUGCAUCUUGCUAGGGGCCAAGACAGACUGGGCCAGUGCCAAGACAACUCUGGGUGAUCCCUAUUUCCUGAAGAAGCUUGCAGAGUAUGACAAAGACAACAUCCCAGAAUCUCUUUUAAAGAAGCUGAAGAAAUACAUUGAAAACCCAAAGUUUGUGCCAGAUGCUGUGGAAAAAGUUUCAAAAGCCUGCAAGUCCAUGGUGAUGUGGGUGAGAGCCAUGGAUCUUUAUGCACGUGUCUUUCGUACUGUGGAGCCCAAACGGCAGAGACUUGCAGCAGCCCAGGCAGAACUGGACAUUGUGAUGAAGAUGUUGAAGGAGAAGCAGGACAAGCUAGCAGCUGUGAUGGCCAAGAUUGCACAGUUGCAGAAGACCUAUGAUGACAGCGUUGCAGAGAAACAAAAACUGGAACGCAACAUUGCCACCACUGCAGCUCGGUUAAAGCGUGCCUCUAAACUUACCACAGCUUUGGCUGAUGAACAGAUUAGAUGGCAAGAAUCAGUGGAGAAUUUUGAGAAGAUGAUCGGCAAUGUUGUGGGAGAUGUGUUUGUGGCAGCAGCAUGUGUAGCAUACUAUGGGGCUUUCACAAGCAUUUACAGGCAAGAACUAGUGACAGCCUGGACACAGCAGUGUAUAGAAAAAGAAAUUCCUUGUACAUCUGGGAUGACAUUGGAAAAAGUUCUUGCGGAUCCAUUUGAGAUCCGUCAGUGGAAUGCUGAUGGCCUUCCUCGAGAUCAACUGUCCACCGAGAAUGCAGUACUUGUAACGCGUGCAAGAAGAUGGCCACUCAUGAUUGACCCCCAAGAGCAGGCAAAUCGCUGGAUCAGAAAUCGUGAGUCAAAGAAUGGACUGAAGGUGGUGAAGCUGUCUGAUAGUACUUUCUUGAGAACUCUUGAAAACUGCAUUCGCAUUGGUAUGCCUGUGUUGCUGGAGGAUGUGGGUGAGACACUGGAUCCUGCCCUCGAGCCUGUGCUGCUUAAACAGACAUAUACAUCAGGUGGCAGACUGCUGAUUCGAUUGGGAGACAGUGAUGUGGACUAUGAUCGCAAUUUCUGUUUCUACAUGACGACAAAAAUGGCCAACCCUCAUUAUUUGCCAGAGGUCUGCAUCAAGGUGACCAUCAUCAACUUCACCGUCACCAAGUCAGGCCUGGAAGAUCAGCUGCUUAGUGAGGUUGUCCGCUUGGAGAGGCCAGACCUUGAGGAACAACGUAACCAGCUCAUCGUCCGCAUCAAUGCUGACAGGAACCAGCUGAAAGCCAUAGAAGACCGCAUUCUCAAAAUGUUGUUUGAAUCUGAAGGCAACAUCUUGGACAAUGAGGAGCUGAUUAACACACUUAAUGAUUCCAAGGUAACAUCGGGAAUCAUAAGUCAACGUCUGGCAGAAGCAGAGCUGACAGAGACAAAGAUUACAGCAGCCCGAGAGAAAUACAGAACUGUGGCAGAGCGAGGCUCUGUCAUGUAUUUUGUGGUGGCAAGCAUGGCUGAGGUUGACCCAAUGUACCAGUUCUCCCUCAAGUACUUCAAACAGCUGUUCAACUACACCAUUGAGAUUAGUGAAAAGUCUAAUGACCUGCCAACACGACUGAAAAUCUGUUUGGAUGAAACGACCUUGUGUAUAUACAAGAAUGUUGCAAGAGCUCUGUUUGAGAAAGACAAGCUGGUGUUCAGCUUCAUGCUGUGUGGAGAAAUAAUGAAAACGGCAGGCCUGAUCGACAUUGUAGACUGGAACUACUUCUUACGUGGUGCAACAGGAUCUCUUGACAAGCAAAGGCCAGCAAAACCAAACGUGGAAUGGAUGAAUCAACAAAAGUGGAUAGCUGCAUGUGAUUUGCACGACAAUCUAAGUGGGUUCAAGGGUAUUGCUGCUGACUUGACCAAGACACCAGUCUCAGUUGAGAUUGGCAGUAUUCAAGUACAUGCUAACCCUGAAGAGUCGGAAGAGUAUGAACCUUUGCCACCUGAACCUGAAAGUCUCACAGAACCCUAUGUGGAAGGGAAAACACGAGGCCAUUGGAACAAGCGUCUCAGCAGCUUUCAGAAACUUAUUUUCAUCAGAAAUUUCAAGGAAGAAAUGACUGUGUUUGCAGUGGCAGAGUUUGUGAGGCUGAACUUGGGUCAAACAUUUGUAGAAAGCCCAGCAGUCAACUUGAAUGAGCUUUAUGAAGACAUGAACAGAUCGACACCUUUGGUCUUUGUGUUGUCAACUGGCUCUGAUCCAAUGGGUGCUUUCCUCCGGUUUGCUCGAGAAAUGGGAUACAUUGAAAAAAUUCAAUCCAUUUCCCUUGGACAAGGGCAAGGCCCUGUCGCAGAAAAGAUGAUAGAAUCAUCAGUGAGGAAUGGAGAUUGGGUCUUCUUGCAAAAUUGUCACCUGGCAGCAUCAUGGAUGAUUGCAAUGGAGGAAGUGGUGAAGGAAAUUCAGGAAAAACCAGAGAAUGUUAAUGAGAACUUUAGGCUCUUUCUGUCUUCAAUGCCUGCCAGGCAUUUUCCUGUCUCAGUACUACAGAACUCUGUCAAGGUGACUAACGAGCCUCCUAAAGGGUUGCGGGCUAACCUUCGCCGAGCCUUUGCAGAAAUUACUCCUACUUUCUUUGAAGAAAAUGGGCUUGGCAUGGAUUGGCGACGUGUUGUUUUUGGUAUUUGUUUCUUCCAUGCCAUUGUCCUUGAGAGAAAGAAGUUUGGCCCACUAGGCUGGAACAUAAAGUAUGAGUUCAAUGAUAGUGACCGUGAGUGUGCCUUGCUGAACCUGCAAAUGUUUUGUGUGGAAGGAGAGAUCCCAUGGGACACACUUAUCUACAUCACUGGCGAGAUCACAUAUGGAGGUCGAGUCACUGACUUCCUUGACCAGCGAUGUCUGCGCACUGUGUUAAGGUCUUUCUUCCGUCCAGAAACACUAAAUGUUGACUACAAGUAUUCUCCCUCAGGGAUUUAUUAUGCCCCCAUGCUGGACACUAUCGCAGAAUACCGACAGUAUAUUGAAGGUCUGCCUCAGAUUGAUGAGCCAGAGAUCUUUGGCAUGCAUGAGAAUGCCAAUAUUGCCUUCCAGACACAGGAGACCAAUACCUUGGUCACCACCAUCUUAGAGGUACAGCCACGGCAGUCAGGGGGUGGUACUGGCAAGUCCAAUGAUGAGAUUGUCUUUGAGUUGGCAGAAAACAUCCUGGGCAAGCUGGUGAACAAGAUAGACAUUGAGGAGGCCAGCAAAGAUAUGUUUGAGCCAGACUCGAAGGGUCGGUUGAACUCCCUGACCACCGUGCUAGAACAAGAGGUGGAUCGCUUCAACAAAUUGCUACAUGUCAUCAAGAACUCUCUGGAGAUGCUGCAGAAGGCCAUCAAAGGUUUUGUUGUGAUGAGUGAAGAGCUAGACCGUGUCUACACUGCUUUUAUCAACAAUCAGGUACCUGGGCUGUGGGCCAACUCAGCAUACCCAUCUCUGAAACCUGUUGGUAGCUGGGUAACUGACCUGGUACUGCGGUGUGCCUUCAUUAACAACUGGAUUAGGUUUGGUGCCCCCAAAUCCUAUUGGCUGUCUGGCUUCUUCUACACCCAGGGCUUCCUGACUGGAACACUGCAGAACUAUUCCCGAAAGCAUGAACUGCCCAUCGACCAUCUGCGCUUCAGGUACUUCGUGAAGAAGCAGUACCGUGAUCAGAAGGUUGUGACAGAACAGAUGGCAAACCUUCAAUAUGGACAAGAGAUCGAACUUGACAAGGAGAUUGAUCUGCCUAAGGAUGGCGUGCUGGUUCACGGCCUCUUCUGCGAUGGCUUCAGAUGGGAUGAUGACACCAUGACAUGUGCAGAUGCCAUCAAAGGAGUCAUGAACUCACCUCUUCCCAUGAUGCUCAUGCAGCCUGAGAUGGACUACGAGCCUGAUGAGAAGGACUACACAUCCCCUCUGUACAAGACCUCUGCGCGCGCAGGUGUUCUGUCAACGACAGGUCACUCAACAAACUAUGUUGUUGCUGUCCAUCUGCCAUCCACCAAAUCCCAGGACUAUUGGAUAGCCAAAGGAGCAGCUCUGCUGUGCCAACUUAAUGACUGAGAAUGCACAUGGGUGUUGAGCAGAUCCUGUGACAGACAUCUCACUGCCCAUCUCUCAACUGCUGACAUGUACCUUUUACAUUUUUUUUGUGGCCAUCUCUUAUUGUGCCUCUCAAUACUUUACAUAAGAUACAUGUAUACACACACUUUUGGAGUUAUUCUUCUGGUGGCUGGUACAAAGAAAAGACCCACUCAUCUUCUGACAGUGUUUGUGAUCUGUACUCCAACAUGCUCCAACAAUGGUGUUGUGCGGCUGUGAGCAAGCAGGCAGGCUGACUCUACCUGCACGUCUGCUAUCUUGCCAUUAAGCUUCACCGCUACACAGGCCUUCUCUUUUGGUCAUCCUCUAGCUACCCCCUGACAAUCUGCUGAGCAUUCCUCUUGCUGGGACACUGUGAUAAUGCUGUGAAAAACAAUCUGUUAUAAUACAUUUUUACUUUUAUUGCAGAAAAGUUUGAGACAUGUGAGAUAUUUGUGUGCUGUUUAGUUUGAUACAAACUUGUUAGUGAAAUCAGUAUUCUUAUGCUAGUAUUUUUGUGGCUUAAGGAAGUUUAUAUGGAUCUGCUGAUGUGAAGUGUAUGACCAGCAUGUGUGAGUGAAUAAUGUGCUGAAUGUUGCUGUGAAAUACAAAUUCAGUUUAUGUAAAAGCUCAUUGUUGAUGAAAGGUGGUUCAACUUAUAAAGAGCAGGGAUAACUAUGCAUACAGGAACUACAUUCCCUCUUUUUCACUGCUGCUAAAAAAGAAAAUAUAUUGCCAUAAAGAAAGAUUUUUAUAUGUAAAUGUAUACACUUUAUUUACCCUUUUUGAGUCUUUAUGCCUGUGCCUAUUGAAAAUUAAUUUCCCCACAGUAAAACAUACUGCUGAAUUUGGGCAAUUUUUUAAAAUUCCGUCCUUGUACAAUAACCGACAGAUUUAUUAUCUAUGUCUUUCUAGAACAUUAUGUGUGUGUGGGUGCAUGCAUGUGCAAGUGUGUCUGUACCUAGGUUGAGCCUUAUUUGCUAUGCAUAUGCUUGUGUUGGAAAUGAUUUUUUACAUGUACACUAUUUAUCCCAGUUACCUGGCAUGCAAUGCUGUGAUAAGUUUCCUACAACAUUCCCUCUUGUAUAUUCAAUCUUCCUUCUACAAAUCACAACAGCUUUGAAUUUUGUUAAUUAUACAUUUUUCCCAGUUUUAUUAGGAGCCAUUUGUAAAUAAUCUUAGAGUGCCAGGUGUGAUAAAUUCUUGGGCAGAUAAUGAGGUUAGCUUUAGAAACAGGGUCACCUGUGAUAUCAACACAAGGAUUAAAGACUCCAGCAUAUACACGGUGUUUGAUAUUAAAAACAUGUACCAAUACCUUCAAAGUUGAGAUAAAUAAAUUUGCAGCCAUU